AUGAAUAAAAAUCACAAUGAUAUCAAUAAGAAACCGGCCAACCGUUAUAUCUUAUUCAGAGCUUGUUUAUCAAACGCCGUGUCAAAAGAGCUGCAUUGCACCGAAUCAUUAUGCCUUUUAUCCGCCUUAGCUAAUUCGGCUAACAAUGGCGAUAGGAAUCGGAGUUUUGUUCAAAAAAACAAUUAUGCAUAUCCAUACUCAUACCCAGCUCAAUAUAUCAAUAUCAUAGUGACGCCAGAGCACACAUCAAAUGGAUCAAACAUAAUAAUGCUUCCGAGAACAACUUCCACUUCUUCAAACCUCUCAUUUUUUGACAUUGGAUCUGGAUAUUCUACGGAGCCGCGAGUGGAUCUAAUUAAUUAUCCAGUCGCUGGAUUCCAACCCUUUACAAACAAAGAAUCUUCCAAACUUAGUCUCUUUCGAAGUUCCAAAUAUUUAGCUUUGCAAAAUUCUGAGGAUUCAACCAUUUCUGUGAAUAACUCACAUUCUUUUCACUCUCCAAAUAAUUCAAUUUUUGAUCCUUCGGAACCUUUAAGCAUAUCUACUAUACAAUGA
Molecule: messenger RNA, 555 nt
Organism: Ambispora leptoticha
Lineage: Eukaryota; Fungi; Glomeromycota; Glomeromycetes; Archaeosporales; Ambisporaceae
Source: the annotation of a GenBank genome assembly